AUGGCACAGUGCGGAGCCUGCCAAGCCGUGUCGACGACACCUGCUGAAACAGACCGGAACACAGCCGUCAAGCGUCUGACGGUCCCGGAGAUUGCCGGACGCAAGGGAACGACUCCCCUCGUUUGCCUGACCGCCUAUAGCGCGCCCAUGGCGCGUUUGCUCGACGCCUACGUCGAUGUGCUUCUGGUCGGCGACUCCCUAGGAAUGGUGCUCUACGGCGCGGACUCGACGCUUGCUGUCACGCUGGAGACGAUGAUUGCCCACGGGCGUGCCGUCGCUCGCGCAAGCCGGCGCGCCUGCGUUGUCGUGGAUCUUCCCUUCGCCAGCUACCAGGAAAGCCCGCAGCAGGCCUUCCGCAACGCCGCCCGUGUUCUUGCGGAGGCCGGUGCGGCCGCCGUCAAGCUGGAAGGCGGAGAGGAAAUGGCUGAAACCGUCGCCUUCCUGGUUAGGCGCGGUGUGCCGGUGAUGGGGCACGUCGGCCUCACGCCGCAGGCGGUCAAUACGCUCGGCGGGUUUCGAGCGCGUGGACGCGACGCGUCGGAGGCCGAGAAGGUGCUUGCGGAUGCACGCGCGGUCGCCGAAGCCGGCGCCUUUUCUCUGGUGAUCGAAGGGACCUUGGAGAAGGUGGCGCAGGAGGUCACCCAAGCCGUCUCGAUCCCCACCAUCGGCAUCGGAGCCGCGGCGGAGUGCGAUGGCCAGAUCCUGGUGACGGAAGACCUGCUCGGCCUGUCGGGGGCCCGGGUUCCCCGCUUCGUCAAGCGCUACGCCGACCUCGCGCCCCUUGUCGAGGAGGCCGUGGAGCGCUAUGCCGGCGACGUGCGCAGCCGCGCCUUCCCCGGGCCGGAUCAGCUUUACCGGAAACGCGAGCUGCGCUCGGCGACGCGCCCUUGGCGCCGCGUUGGCGAGAGCAUCGGCCUGGUUCCGACGAUGGGCGCCCUGCAUGCUGGUCACCUGGCGCUGCUACACCGGGCGAUCGCUGACUGUGAUCACGCCGUGGCGACGAUCUUCGUGAAUCCCAAACAGUUCGACCGCAAGGAAGACCUCAGCCGCUAUCCACGCGACGAGGGGCGCGAUGCCAAACUGUUGGCGGAGCAUCGCUGCGACCUGCUUUUCGCACCUCAGGUCGAAGACAUGUACCCGCCGGGGUUUGCGUCGACCGUCGCGGUCACAGGGGUGAGCGACGUUCUGGAGGGGCUCUACCGCCCCGGCCAUUUCAACGGAGUGACGACGGUCGUCUGCAAGCUUCUUCUGCAGUCGCUGCCCGACCGAGCCUACUUUGGGGAAAAGGACUACCAACAGCUUACGGUCGUGAGGCAGAUGGUUCGCGAUCUGGACAUACCUGUCGAGAUCGUGCCGGUGGAGACCGUACGUGAGCCGGACGGUCUCGCCCUUUCCUCCCGCAACGUCAACCUGACGCCGUCGCAGCGGGCGGUGGCGCCCCUGCUCCAUCGCGUGAUGACCGAAAUCGCCGAGGAGCUCGCAGACGGCCAGACGCCGGCGGCCUUGCUGUUACCUGAAGGACAGCAACGUCUCGGCUCCGCCGGCUUCACCAAGAUCGACUAUCUGGCUCUCCAUGCCGCCGACGAUCUGACCUCGCUGCGGCAGGUGGAUCGGCCUGCGCGCCUGUUUGCUGCUGCCUGGCUUGGCAAGACACGCCUGAUCGAUAACAUCGCCGUCGAGCGGCGCUAG
Symbiodinium necroappetens is the source of this 1689-nucleotide messenger RNA. The record is from the annotation of a GenBank genome assembly. NCBI's taxonomy places the organism in Eukaryota, Dinophyceae, Suessiales, Symbiodiniaceae.